AUGAGGCUGUACGCGCUCCUUGCCUUCUGCGUGUGCGCACGCGCCGCUACGAUCAACAUCCCAGAGAGAAAGAUCGAUGAUCUUUCUGAUAUCGAUCUAGACAACAUCGUCAGUGAACCAGAACUCGUAGACCAACGUAAUACGGUUAAGGACAUCGACAACACUCUGCGUAAUGCCAUUCCAGUAAAAGUUAUCCAGGAUAAUAAGAAAAUCGACGAGAACUCCAACGAUUACGUGCCCUCGGGUGAUAGCAUCGAUGUGAAACGGGCGCCUAUUGACCUGGAAAACCCAGGACUCCCCCAACGUCAGGAACACGAAACACAGAACCCAGAGAGCUACACUGAUGCACAAAAGGCCGUUUUCACUAUUAAACAGACGAUUGAAGAUACACAGAAAGUCUUCACGCAAGGCCUUAAGAGCAUUUCAGAAAAUUUCAAUAAUUUGUUUGCUAAUAAUGAGAAACUUUCAACCAUUCAACAAAAUAUACAGAACCUUAAGGACUCAUUCAAUGAACAGGUUCUUAAAUUAAACAGUACUAUCAAGUCUUAUAUUAGUCCAGAACAAGUUGAAACAAUCGGCGAAGAAGUCAAAGCAGUAGAGACCCGCCUCAGAGUAUUGGAAAGUAAUUUUGAAACAGGCGUAAACACGUUAUCCGAAGGUGUUGAACUUCUUGCCAUCAUUAAGGAGGAAGAUGAAGCUGCCAAAGCCGAAGGAGACGCCGCCCCUGCCGGAAACCAAAAUGCACAAACACCAAGUUCAACUCAAGCACCAGUAGCACAAAACAACAACCCCGUACUGCAAUUUUUAUACAAUUUCCAGCAAGGGAUGAUAAGCUCAAUCUCUGGUUUAAAUAGCGCUGUCCAAAAUUACUUCAAUCAGGGGCAAAACCAACAAAGUCAAGGUCAGCCACAACAAACUUCCAACCAGCAAGGUGGCUUCGUUGGAGGUCUGUUCCAGGGGAUACAAUUACCGUUUGCACCAAAUACAAAUGGACAACAAAAUGCACAGGCCCAGGGCGAACAAAAGCCUCCAGGCGCGGCGGCAGACACGCCAGCUCAAACUGGAUGGAGGCCCCCAAACAUAAUUCAAACAGUGCAAAACCAAUGGAACAAUCUCGUUAACGGUGGUCAAAACGGUCAGGCACAGCAAACCGGACAAAAUCCUCCGCAAAAUCCAUUAGCACAGGCUUUUCAAAAUAUUGUAAGCGUAUUCCAAAGACCGAAUGGUAACCAGAAUCAACAGCCUACAUCGAAUCAGCCAGCUGGGAACAGCGCCGCGGCACAGCCUUCCGCAGAUGUACCGCAAGGUGUUAACGUAGUUCCAGCAAAUGCAGCACCCCAACAAUCACCACCAGUAGCACAAACGGUUUCUCAAACGCCUGCGCAGCCAGAACAGGCAUCUAACCCAGUGCAACCCGUUGCUGGCCCCAUCCAGCAGCUAGUACAAAACAACCCUAUAAUUAAGGGAAUACAGACUGUAACUAAACGCCUGACCAAUCCAGAAAGGCCCAGGGAUACAUUAGAGCAAAGUUCAGACAGCAAGGGUCACGGAGGAUGGGGCGGUAACAAUAAUAAUUCAGGGGAUACUUCAAACAGCGACAGCGGGUUAAAUGAUAACAAAGAAAGCAUUGAGAAAAUAAAAGAAACACCCGUGAAGUGUGAAAAGGAAGCUGAAAAAAUGUCGGAAGAGAUCUCGCCGGUUGCCGUCAAGACUGAAUAG
Leptosia nina is the source of this 1719-nucleotide messenger RNA. The record is from the annotation of a GenBank genome assembly. NCBI's taxonomy places the organism in Eukaryota, Metazoa, Arthropoda, Insecta, Lepidoptera, Pieridae.